AUGAACAAUUUUCAGUUAACUUCCGGUGAUUUUGUCAAACUAUUCACUGAUCGUGCUAGAUACAAUAAUCCACACAAUGGUGUUUAUCAAGUUUCCAAUACGAGAAAAUCAGAUGCUCAUAAUUCGAACAAGAAAAACCUGGUUAUGAUGUCUGACGGUACUUACCAUAUGAAAGCCUUACUAAGAGAUGAAGCUGCCUCAAAGUUUUCCUCAAUGGAUUUGAAAAGAGGUGAUAUUAUUCGUUCCACGAGUACCGAACCUGUAGUCGUGAGAGAAAAGAAGAAAUUUGUCAUUAUUAUCCAUGAUUUUGAAGUGGUGCAAACGGGUAUGGAUAUGAUUAAUGAUUCUACAAAAUUUAUUGACUCAUAUUUCAGCGAACAUCCAGAACUUGUCAUCAAUGAUAGUGAGUCAGGUGAACCUCCUUCUGCUGCUGCUGCCAAUUACAAUAAUCCAGUUCAACCACCAGUUCCACAACAACAAAAUCAACAAUCUGUAUUCCAGCCUUCAAGUGGUACCUCUCAAAAGAGCAAACCUAUCUUUGCCAUCGAACAAUUAUCACCAUAUCAGAAUAUAUGGACAAUUAAAGCCAGAGUCUCUUAUAAAGGAGAAAUUAAAGAGUGGAAUAACCAAAAGGGUUCAGGUAAACUUUUCAAUGCUAAUUUCCUUGAUACUUCAGGUGAAAUUCGUGCUACAGCUUUCAACGAAUGGGCAGUAAAGUAUUCAGAAAUUUUACAAGAGGGUAAAGUUUACUACAUUUCAAAAGCUAGAUUGCAGCCAGCAAAGCCACAAUUUUCCAAUCUUUCUCAUCCAUACGAAUUAAGUUUAGAUAGAGACACCCAAAUAGAGGAAUGUUUUGAUGAAAGUAAUGUUCCUAAAACCCAUUUUAAUUUUAUCAAAUUAAAUAGUAUACAAAAUCAGGAAAACAAUUCCACUAUUGAUGUUAUUGGGAUCAUUCAAACCGUAGGACCACAUUUCGAAUUAACAUCAAGAGCGGGCAAAAAAUUCGAUCGCCGUGAUAUAACUCUUGUUGAUGAUUCCAAUUAUUCCAUUCCUGUGGGGUUAUGGAAUCAACAAGCAAUUGAUUUUAAUUUACCUGAAGGAUCAGUGGUAGCAAUUAAAGGCGUUCGUGUUUCAGAUUUUGGAGGUAAAACAUUGUCCAUGGGAUUUACUAGUACCCUUGUACCAAGUCCUGAUAUAAAUGAAGCAUAUUCCUUAAAGGGCUGGUAUGAUUCUGUUGGCCAAAACAGUAACUUCACCUCCCUAAAGCAAGAGGCGGACGGUUCAAGCUCUGUUAAUGGUGGUGAAAAUGCGACAAAGUUUAUCUCCCAACGUAUAACAAUAGCCAGAGCACAAGAAGACAACUUAGGAAGAAGUGAAAGAGGCGAUUUUUUCAGCGUGAAAGCAGCAGUUAGUUUCUUGAAAGUUGAUAAUUUUGCGUAUCCAGCGUGCUCUAAUGAAGGUUGUAAUAAAAAAGUGCUGGAACAAUCUGAUGGUACAUGGAGAUGUGAGAAAUGUGAUAUAAAUAAUCCUUCACCAAGAUGGAGAUAUGUGUUGACAAUUUCUAUCAUGGAUGAGACUAAUCAGUUAUGGUUAACGUUAUUUGAUGAUCAAGCUGAACAAUUAUUAGGCACAAGUGCAAACAAGUUGAUGGAAUUAAAGGAGACUGAUCCUAAUCAAUUCACUAAAGUCACUCAAGCUAUUCAAAUGAACCAAUAUGAUUUCAGAAUUAGAGCUAGGGAAGAUAAUUACAAUGAUCAGACCAGAAUUAGGUAUACUGUGGCGUUCUUACACAAGAUAAACCAAAAAGCAGAAGCUGAUUAUUUGGCGGAUUAUUUAUCAAAAUCUUUAGUAGUAUAA
Kazachstania africana CBS 2517 is the source of this 1857-nucleotide messenger RNA. It is a transcript of the gene RFA1, whose product is annotated as replication factor A subunit protein RFA1. Gene Ontology annotation, biological process: DNA recombination; DNA replication; DNA repair. The record is from RefSeq and is a predicted model, not a curated record. Gene Ontology annotation, molecular function: DNA binding. Lineage: Eukaryota; Fungi; Ascomycota; Saccharomycetes; Saccharomycetales; Saccharomycetaceae. The transcript has a single exon. Gene Ontology annotation, cellular component: nucleus. Bases 1 to 1857 code for a protein of 618 amino acids.